This is a messenger RNA of Cannabis sativa, 2391 nucleotides long. Its product is annotated as cysteine-rich receptor-like protein kinase 44. The coding region runs from base 115 to 2127 and encodes 670 amino acids. Gene Ontology annotation, molecular function: ATP binding; protein kinase activity. Lineage: Eukaryota; Viridiplantae; Streptophyta; Magnoliopsida; Rosales; Cannabaceae. The record is from RefSeq and is a predicted model, not a curated record. Gene Ontology annotation, biological process: protein phosphorylation. The transcript is spliced from 7 exons.
UUCUCUUCAACUCCAAUCAGAAUCAAAAUUAGAUCAACAUACACUUUGAGCGAUUUUUAUUACUUUCUUCUUUUUUUUUUCUUAAUUUUAUUACUUUCUUCUUGAGGAAAAGUGAUGAAAAUAUUUUGUCCCAAGUUUUUCUAUGUAAUCUUGGCUCACGCCCUCUGUUCGAGUUCUCUUAUCCAUAUCGGAGAGUCGACAACAACUUUUCGCGCUCACGCAUGCUCAAAUUCUUCGACUGGUAGUACUUUAACCCAAAACAGUACCUACCUCAACAAUCUCAAUCUUCUCUUCUCCUAUCUCACCACCAACGCCACCAACGAUGGUGAUUUCUACCAAACAACCGUCGCAAGAGACACUCCUGACGCUUCUACCGGCUAUUUUCAAUGCCGCUUAGACAUAAAUGCUACUGUAUGCCAAGAAUGCGUCAGAAACGCUUCUACAGAAGCACUUAAGCGGUGCCCACUAGAAAAGGGAGCCAUAAUCUGGUUCGACGAGUGCUGGAUACGGUACCAGGACGGAUCUUCAGUAUCGCCGGGUCUCGUGCCCGCGUUACCGUUGUCUAAUGUGCAGAAUGUGACGGAAGCGGAGCGCUUCAACCAAUUGUUGGGAGAUGUUCUGAAUAAAGUGGCGGACCAAGCCGUUAGUUCCGAGUCGGCUAAGAAGUACGCGACGGAGGAAGAGAACUUCACGAGUUCGCAGACUUUGUACAGCUUAGCACAAUGCUCAUCAGAUGCACCAACCUCUUUUUGCAACACGUGUUUGCUUAGCGCCAUUGGUUUCAUACCAGGGUGCUGUGGCGGCAGACGAGGUGGGGCUGUUUACUUGCCCAGCUGCAUCAUUAGAUUCGAGCUCUACCCCUUCUACAAUUCAAUUUCUGUCACUCCAAUUCCACCACCAGCAGCAAAAGAAAAAGAAAAAGGUUCAACCAUUACAAUUAUUGUUAUUGUUCUCCCAAUUAGUGUGGCUAUUGUGGCCUUCUUGAUUGGCUUUUUCUACCUCCGUAAUAGGAAAGUCACGAAGAUAAAGAAAUACCUCUCUGUUCGGCAAGACAGUGUUAGGGAAGAAAUUUCAGGAGGCGACACUUUUCAGUUUUCUUUGGAGGAAAUUAGGACUGCCACUAAUAACUUCUUGGAUGAAAAUAAGAUAGGAAGAGGUGGAUUUGGUGCAGUUUACAAGGGUACCCUCCCUAAUGGUCAUGAAAUUGCCGUGAAAAGACUUACUGGAAAUAUGGGAAAAGGAGCCGAUGAACAGUUUAAGAAUGAAGCCCUUUUGAUGACCAAGCUUCAACACAGAAAUCUAGCUAGGCUAAUAGGAUUUUGCUUGGAAGGACAAGAAAAAAUUUUGGUCUACGAAUAUGUACCCAAUAAAAGUCUUGAUUUCUUUCUAUUCGAUCAGGAAAAGAAAAACAUGUUAGAUUGGACAACGCGGUACAAGAUUAUAACAGGCGUUGCCAGAGGAAUUCUUUAUCUUCAUGAAGAUUCUAGACUAAAAAUUAUACAUCGUGAUUUAAAAGCUAGCAACGUUUUAUUAGAUGAUCAUAUGAAUCCUAAGAUUUCAGAUUUUGGUUUAGCAAAAGUUUUUGUUGUUGACCAAACACAUGGAAGUACCAAUCGUAUUGUUGGAACUUAUGGUUAUAUGUCUCCGGAGUACGCCAUGCAUGGGAAAUUUUCUUUUAAGUCGGAUGUGUUCAGCUUUGGCGUGUUGGUUCUAGAAAUUCUCAGUGGCAAGAGAAACAAUUUUUCCGAUGAAUCAUCCGGUAGUGGAGACCUCUUAAGUUAUGCUUGGGAGCUUUGGAAAGAAGGGACUUUUUUGGAAUUGUUGGAUCCUACACUAAGAAAUUCCUACUCAAAAAAUGAAGUGAUUAGAUGCAUUCAUAUGGGGUUAUUAUGUGUUCAAGAAAAUCCUGUUCAUAGACCCACCAUGGCAACAAUAGUUCUCAUGCUUAACAGCUACUCUGCUAUACUUCCACCACCUCAACAACCAGCAGUCCUUUCUCAUCGUAAUAGAACACAAUCAAGCACAACAACAACUAGUGGUGAGCAACAGUUUUAUGAAUCUAUGGCUAGUUCAACUCAAGGCUCUACUAAUGAUAGAUCCAUGAUCACUGAAAUCUAUCCUCGAUAGUACUGGUUUGACACAAUUAAUUCUCAACUGUAUUUUCUAAAUUAGACGUCUCUAUAGUUAAUUUUUGUACGAUUCAACUUUUUUUAUAUGUAUAUGUAAUAUUCAAGAUUAGUUGCUGAUCUGUACGUAAAUAUAUGCAACAACAAGAAUAUAUAGAUCUUUUUUGUUAAUUUGGACGAAGUAGCAGGGUUGAAAAGUAUGAGUACUCCCUGGCCAAGACAAUCUUUCCAUAUCAAUAAUACGUUGCCAGCUUCGUUCUUUUAA